UUCUGUCUGUGUGCUUGACAACACUUUGCACAGCAACCUUCCCUCUGCUUCAUGACCUUUUCUCUGCCUGUUUGUUUGUGAGAGCACAACACGCCUGUUUCCUUCCCUUGUGUGUUGCGCAUCUGCUCAUUCGUGGCUCACACCACAGCAACCAACAACCCGCCUUCGAACAAACAUUGACAAAGCCGACGACCCAACGAGCAAAGACGAGGAGCAAGUCUAUCUCCACAACAGAGUCUUCCCCACCCUUCCCUCCUCCACUCCUCCAAACCGACUUAGUUUGUCCAUCGUCCAAGCCUCAACCACAACCAUGGGCAACUGCGCGAGCUGCAACUCCACGCAAGUGCUUGGCGGCAAGAACGGCCCUGUCGACGGCAUGAACGCCAAUGGCAAUGGUGCCACCGCCAACAACAACAACAACACUCAAGUCAACGGCAAGGCCGACAACAACACCCAGGCCAACGGCGCCGGUGUUGCUUCUCGGCUGGAGACUGUGGCUGAAGAAGACGCCACCCACCAGGAAGUGCAGACGGCGCCCGCCACCGCCACCGCCUCAGGGGAAGAGCAGCCCAAGGGCGAGGAUGCUGCCGACAAGCAGGACGAGCAGCCGGCGUUUCUCCACGCUUACAACGUCAACCUGAAGAUCAACCAGAUUCGCGAGUCCAACCCUGAGAACCGCAUGGCCAAGCACUUUGACAUUGCGUACUUUAUGGAACUCGACAAGGACCAACAGCGCGGUCUGGUGCAGUGCUGCCGCAGCGGUCUGGAGAACCCAGACUCCUCCAUGGGCUGCUACGCCAUGCAGCCCGCGGACUACGACCGGUUCAAGCCGUUCUUCAGCAAGGUGAUUGCGGACUACCACGGCGUUGCCGAGGAUGCCAAGCACGUGAACAGCUGGGACCUGUCUGGGGUUGAGGGCCUUCCUGAGGGCGGCAAGCUGGACCUUGCGGCACUUGGGCUGCCAGCCCUGAGCAUGCGCGUGCGCGUUGGACGCAACCUUGCUGACUUCCCACUGCCAGGCGCCAUGACGCAGGAGGACCGCGUCAGCCUCGAGAAGAAGAUGUGCGAGGCGUUUGAGAAGCUCAAGGCAAUGCCCGAGUACGGGGGCGGGUACAACUCGCUGACGCCCGGGCACCCGGACAAGAUCAGCGACGAGGAGUACAAGCAGCUGGUGGCGGACCACAUCAUGUUCAAGGACAUGGCGGCAGACCCGUACCUGGCGAGCGCGGGCAUUGCGUCUGACUGGCCGUACGGGCGCGGGUGCUACGUGUCUGAGGACCGCGGGUUUGUGAUCUGGGUUGGCGAGGAGGACCACCUGCGCAUCAUGUGCAUGAAGAAGGGCACGGUGCUGAACGACGUGUUUGACCGGCUCAAGACGGCGCUUGAUGUUGUGAGCGGGAUUGAGGGCCUGUCGUUUGCCAUGUCGCCAGACUACGGCGUUGUGACGAGCUGCCCGACGAACCUGGGCACGGGGAUGCGCGCGAGCGUGCACAUUGGGCUUCCGAAGCUGACGGCUGACGGGACAGAUGCCAAGGCGAAGGAGGUGUGCAAGCCGCUUGGGCUGAGUGUGCGCGGGAUUGGUGGAGAACACACGCCGAUUGGCGAGGGCGGUGUGUGCGACAUCUCGCCACGCGCGCGCUUCUGCAUCACGGAGGCGGAGAUCAUCUGCGCGCUGUACAAGGGCAUCAAGCUGCUCAAAGAGAAGGAGGACGACAUCGAGAGUGGCGAGAGCAGCGGCAAUGAAGAGCAGCAAGAGCAAGUGGAAGAAGAAGAGCAAGUGGAAGAAGAAGAGAAGAAUGAGGAGGCAACCGAAGAGGGUGAGGCGGAGGAGAAGGAGACCACAGCUGGAGAAGAGGAAGACAAUGUGGAUGAGGCAGCAGACGCUGAAGAGGAGAAGGGGGAGAAGGAAGAAGAGGAGGCAGAGGCAGAACCAGAGGCAGCGGAGCCUGAGGGCGAGGAACAGGAGACGACGGAAGACAAGAACGAGGAGGCGGGCGAGGAAACACUUGCUGCGGAUGAGGAACAGCAGCAGGAGGGGGAGCAGGCAGAGGCCGCUGCCCCUGCUGACGGCGCCGACAGCGACAAGCCGGAUGAGGUCGAAGCAGUGACCGAGGAAGCGGAGAAGAAGGACGAGGAUGCAGCCGGGGAGGAGGAGGACAAGGAGGAAGGGGCGCCAGCCGAUGCUGUUGCUGAGGAGGAAGAGAAGACGGAGGCUGAGCCUGAGGAGAAGGCUGAAGAUGCCGCGGAAGAUGAGGAGCAAGAAGACCAGAAGCCGUCCGAGGAAGAGGAGGCAGAAGAGGCAGUCGACGAGCCCGCCGCAGAGGAGGAAGAGAAGCAGACGGAGGAUGACAGCAGCCCUGCUGAUGCAGAGGAGAAUGCAGGCGAGGAUGCGCCAGAGCAGCAGCCAGAGGGCGAGAGCGAAGAGCCCGCUGCGGAAACGGCAGAGGCAGAGAAGGAGGAUGAGGCAGCUGAACCAGAGGCUCAGGAGGCGGCGGCGCAGAAGGAGAAUAAGCCGGCUGAGGAGACUGAAGAGAAGCCGCAAGAGGAGGAGCCUGCCGAGACUGAGGCAAGCGAGGAGAUGGCUGGUGGUGAUGACACGACCGCGGAGGAAGAGGCGGAGGAGCCCGCGAAGGAGGAGGAGGAGACGAAUGAGCAGCAGGAGGAGGAGGAGGCAGCUGCUGGUGACGAGGACGAGCAGGCCGAGCCCGCGGCAGAUGAGCAGGAGAAGGAGCAGGAGAAGGAGCAGGAAGAGGCACAGGAGGAGGACAAGAAGCAGGAAGAGGAGAGUGGCGAUGCCUCGACUGACGGCGACGCAGCUGCUGAAGAGCAGGGGGCUGAUGCUGCUGCUGAGAGUGGCAACCAGAGCGACCAAGUCAAGGCUGACAAGGAAGAGUAGGCGCUGCCAUCCAAGAGGCAGCCCUUGCUUCCAAAGAUGCGCGUGCGUGUGUGUGUGUAUGUGUGUGUGUGCCUGCGGCGCUCCCUCGUUCUGAGCGUUGCAUAUUGUACUUGAUGUGUGAUUUUAUUUUUGAACUCGUGCAAGGCAGUGACUAUCUUAUCUUGCUUGCGCGAAGAAGCCCCGUUGUCUGCGUUUGGGCUUUCAUUUCAGUUGGUGCGUUGCUGUUGCGGGUAUAUUGCUGGCGUCCGUUGCAUUGCAUGGCGUUGCAUGCCAUGUCCAAUGUGAUGUGCACGUGUGUGUCUUGUGAUGAGUGCGACUACGACGAUUGUGACUGUGUGUGUGUGUGUGAUGCCGUGACUUGAUGACCACGAUGGCUUUGUUGAUGUCCGGUCUGGUGUCCUCUUGUGUCCUCGACAAAGACAUAUCUAUCCAUCAGCAACAGCCAACACACACAUGCAU
Salpingoeca rosetta is the source of this 3355-nucleotide messenger RNA. RefSeq names its product arginine kinase. The transcript is spliced from 4 exons. Gene Ontology annotation, biological process: phosphocreatine biosynthetic process. Bases 311 to 2896 code for a protein of 861 amino acids. The record is from RefSeq and is a predicted model, not a curated record. Gene Ontology annotation, molecular function: creatine kinase activity. Lineage: Eukaryota; Choanoflagellata; Craspedida; Salpingoecidae.